This is a messenger RNA of Ilex paraguariensis (yerba mate), 188 nucleotides long. The record is from the annotation of a GenBank genome assembly. NCBI's taxonomy places the organism in Eukaryota, Viridiplantae, Streptophyta, Magnoliopsida, Aquifoliales, Aquifoliaceae.
CCCCUUUUAUCUCUGCUUCAUCCCGAUGGAGUGAAUAUGCAAAAUGACAGAGGCGUCAUUAACUCCUCUGCUGCUGAUUUGAAUAACAGUGAUGGUGCUAUUAACUGUGAUGUUAAUACCCUAACUGUUAAUUCUCAGCUGAAAGAGUCCCUAAAUGUCUCUCAUUCUCCAUUUGGGAAAACACAACU